AUGAAACUUUGUGCCCCCGAUACAUCAUCACCAUACGACGCCAAAAGAAAGUCAGAGAGUGAUGUUGGGAGCUUAUCAAAGAAGCCAAGAAAAGAGGAGCAUAGUUUUGAUCUCAAUUUUACAGUGAACAGUGACAUCGAGGAGCAUACUGUUCCAAGUGAUCUAACACAGGAAGCGGAAUUCAAUAGCCGCCGUCUCCCACAAGAGCUUCUGAAUUCGACUGUUCAGCUCACUUUAAAUGCAUGUUGUGGUCAGUACCACGAGGUUAAGGUCAAUCUCCUCUUGAAGCUGCAUCGAGCAUUUGAUGAAAUGCAGAAUGCUAAGGAUGAAAAGUGGCAACUUUUCAUCGAUCCGGAAGUCGUGGAAGAGUUAACGCAGGCCGCUGGUUUGUUCUUGGAGAGCUUCUUUGAGAAGUGGGUGAGAGAGGUUUUGCAACCGUGUCUACUAACUGUGCAAAGAGGUGGGAACUUGAGGUUGAGAUUGGAAGGGGAAGAGAGAAGGAACAUUGAAGAGUUUGGCUUCAUGGCCUCUGUGCUGCCAAAUAAGAUAAAUAUCGAACUGUGCUGCAAUCUUUAA
Molecule: messenger RNA, 576 nt
Organism: Zingiber officinale
Lineage: Eukaryota; Viridiplantae; Streptophyta; Magnoliopsida; Zingiberales; Zingiberaceae
Product: protein SMAX1-LIKE 4-like
Exons: 1
Coding region: 1-576 (191 amino acids)
Source: RefSeq, a predicted model, not a curated record